Molecule: messenger RNA, 1440 nt
Organism: Ruditapes philippinarum (Manila clam)
Lineage: Eukaryota; Metazoa; Mollusca; Bivalvia; Venerida; Veneridae
Product: acetylcholine receptor subunit alpha-like
Exons: 2
Coding region: 1-1440 (479 amino acids)
Biological process (GO): nervous system process; chemical synaptic transmission; monoatomic ion transmembrane transport
Cellular component (GO): membrane; synapse; neuron projection
Molecular function (GO): neurotransmitter receptor activity; transmembrane signaling receptor activity; extracellular ligand-gated monoatomic ion channel activity
Source: RefSeq, a predicted model, not a curated record
AUGGAGAAAUGUGGAAUAAUUCUACUGUUGAUGACUAUGUCUGCCUUGCAUCCAGCGACCUGUUACUUGCAUAGUGACAUGACUAGACUAAUCGAGGAUCUUUUCAACGACACAAGAUACAGCAGACUUAUCCGCCCAAUUUACAACCAGGAUAAAGUGAUGGAGGUCAACAUUACUCCUGGAAUUAUGACUAUUGAAAGUCUGGACUUAACAACGAGUGAACUUCUUACUAUAAUGUAUAUUCAGAUAUCAUGGAUCGACGAGUUUUUGAUGUGGAAUCCCUUUGACUAUGGAGGUAUCACAAAGUUACCCGUACCUUACGAAAAACUUUGGAUACCACCUUUAUCACAGUCAAACGGAGCAAUGAAAGAGAAGUCAGGCCAAAUAAUAAAUCCUGGUUUUGCCCCAGUUUUCGUUUUACCUAAUGGAUACGUGCUCCUCGUCACUACAGGAUACUACGUAACUAACUGUGAAAUAAACACUAGUUUGUAUCCAUUUGACUCGCAUAAAUGCACUUUUUAUUUCUUUUCCGCGUUGAAUGAUGCCACAGAAAUGGAGUUGAAUUCUCUUACAUCUGAUUUUGCUCUCGGGUUACUUCAACAAAAUGAUGCAUGGCGUCACACAAAGACUGAUUUUAAAAAAGACACAUUUUCAGCCGAGAAUAUUGCGUACAACAUAGCCAGGCUUCAGUUUACGAUAACACUAAAACGAAGACCUAUAUUUGAGAUCAUAAAUGUUUUUCUGCCGAUUCUUCUGUUAACAGUUCUAAACCUUGCGGCUUAUUUUGUUCCUGUCAAUUCAGGCGAGAACGUUGCAUACACUUUAGGCAGGCUUCAGUUUACGAUAACACUAAAACGAAGACCUAUAUUUGAAAUCAUAAAUGUUUUUCUACCCAUUCUUCUGUUAACAGUUCUAAACCUUGCGGCUAAUUUUGUUCCUGUCAAUUCAGGCGAGCGUCUCUCAUUUUCGAUUACUUUAUAUCUUUCAUUUGUAUUCAUAACGUCUGCAAUGGUAAAUGAAAUGCCUCAUGUCGCAAAGAAUAUAGCGUUUUCCUCUUACAUCAUGCUUUCUUUAAACGUCCUCAAUACCGCAAGUGUACUUUGGAGUGUGUUUAUGGUGCGGAUGGCAACUUGGGCAAAUCAAACGACACCGGUACCAAUUUCUUUGCAGAAAGUGGUGAAGUUGGUCCACAAAAUAGGUUCGACCACUUCUACGAAAGUCCAUCCAAAAAUAAACACAACCGAUGACGAUUCUGAUGCAAUCUCAACGGAUAAAGGUCUUGAAAAUUCUGAUAUUUAUGAUGAAGGAAUAGUUGAAAAAGAAUCAAUAUUGUGGUCUGAUGCAGUGAAAGUCUUUGACAAGAUUUACUUUACGGUCACAACUGUUUUAGUCACAUGCGUUAUUUCAGUCAUGAUUUGUCUGUGGCAUCUUUCUGAAUGA